CCUCUCAACACCCUCCCACCAACGUCGUCUCCCAGCCCACAAUCCCAAUAUUUUUCUCUGCUUUUUCCCACCAACGCAUUCCUUCCCUCUUUCUGCCAAUACCCUUUUCAAUAAUCCCCUCCAUUCUUCCCUCUUUUCUGGGAUUUUCAACCCCAAAUCUUGCAACUUCUACCAAGAUCAUCAUCGAGUAGCUAAUAGAUGGUCGGAUUUUUGUUGGGUUUGAAUCGGUUUUAAUCUGUGUUUGGGAAAGGAGGGGAAGGAAAUUUGUGUGUGUGUGUGUGUGUGUGUGUGUUUGGUGGUGAUGGAACAGAAGCACAUUUUUCUGUCUGCUUUGGGCGUUGGGGUUGGAGUUGGGGUUGGCCUUGGAUUGAGCUCUGGACAAGCUGUUGGCAAAUGGGUUGCUGGGAAUACCUCUUCUGAUGAGAUUACAGGGCAGAAGAUUGAACAGGAGCUCAUCAGGCAGCUCGUUGAUGGCAGAAAUAGCGAUGUUACUUUUGAUGAGUUUCCUUAUUAUCUUUGCGAGAGGACGAGGAUGCUCUUGAUGAGUGCUGCAUAUGUUCGUUUGAAGCAUUGUGACAUCUCCAAACACACCAGAAAUCUUUCACCAGCGAGUCGGGCUAUUUUGCUUUCAGGACCGACAGAACUGUACCACCAAAUGCUUGCCAAGGCUCUGGCGCAACACUUCGAGUCGAAGUUGCUGUUGUUAGACGUUUCUGACUUUUCUCUAAAGAUGCAGAGCAAAUAUGGCUGUGCCAAGAAAGAACCGUCAUUUAAGAGGUCCAUCUCUGAGGCGGCGUUGGAGCGUGUGUCUAGCGUUUGGGGUUCCUUCUCGAUUCUUCCUACGAGUGGAAAUACUAGAGGCAAUUUAAGAAGGCAAAGCAGUACUACAGACAUUCAAUCAAGAAGUACCGAUGGCCCGUCCAAUCCUCCAAAACUUCGGAGAAAUGCUUCUACUGCGUCUGAUAUUAGUAGCAUCUCAUCGAAUUGUGCUUCAACAAAUUCAGCUUCUGUCAAGCGCACAAAUAGUUGGUGUUUUGAUGAGAAACUUUUUCUUCAGUCGCUUUAUAAGGUCUUGGUGUCGGUAUCCGAAACCAAUUCCGUAAUUUUGUAUCUACGAGAUGUCGAGAGACUUCUUCUUCAGUCACAGAGGCUGUACAAUCUGUUCCAUAGAUUUCUGAACAAGCUCUCUGGAUCAGUUCUAGUACUCGGUUCGAGAAUGGUAGACUUGGAAAAUGAUUGCGGAGAUGUUGACGACAGACUGACCUGUUUAUUUCGGUAUAGUGUCGAAAUUCGACCCCCUGAAGACGAGAAUCAUCUUGUCAGCUGGAAAGCUCAAUUGGAAGAGGACAUGAAGAUGAUUCAAUUCCAAGAUAACAAAAACCACAUUGCUGAAGUUCUUGCUGCAAAUGAUCUUGAAUGUGAUGAUCUUGGAUCAAUCUGCCAUGCAGACACUAUGGUUCUUAGUAAUUAUAUCGAAGAAAUCGUCGUAUCGGCGAUAUCCUAUCAUUUAAUGAACAACAGGGAUCCCGAAUACCGAAACGGAAAACUUCUGAUAUCUUCCAAGAGUUUAUCCCAUGGAUUGAGUAUAUUCCAGGAAGGAAAUAAUGAAGGGAAAGACACUCUAAAGCUAGAGACGAAUGCAGAAUCAUCGAAGCAGGAAGCCCCGGGGGACGAUGCUGUCGGGGCGAAGAACGAAUCAAAAUCUGAAAAUUCAGCUGCAGAAAACAGAGGAGAGGCAGAUAAAUCUGUACCUAUAGUGAAGAAAGAUGUUGAGAAUGUACCUCCACAAAAAGCUCCUGAAGUCCUUCCCGACAACGAAUUUGAGAAGCGUAUAAGACCAGAAGUUAUCCCUGCAAACGAAAUCGGGGUGACAUUUGCAGACAUAGGUUCCUUGGAUGAGAUCAAAGAGUCCUUACAGGAAUUAGUCAUGCUUCCUCUUCGACGACCAGACCUCUUUAAAGGCGGGCUUCUCAAACCUUGUAGGGGUAUUUUGCUUUUCGGCCCUCCUGGUACGGGUAAAACGAUGCUGGCGAAGGCCAUUGCUAAUGAAGCUGGAGCAAGUUUCAUUAAUGUUUCAAUGUCCACAAUCACUUCUAAAUGGUUUGGGGAAGACGAAAAGAACGUUCGGGCACUGUUUACGCUUGCAGCAAAGGUUUCCCCUACAAUUAUUUUUGUCGAUGAAGUCGAUAGCAUGCUUGGCCAGCGGACUAGAGUGGGAGAGCAUGAGGCCAUGCGGAAGAUUAAAAAUGAGUUCAUGUCACACUGGGAUGGAUUGCUGACUAGAAAUGAUGAGAGAAUACUAGUUCUUGCUGCAACCAACAGGCCAUUUGACCUCGAUGAAGCCAUCAUUCGUCGGUUCGAGCGUAGAAUUAUGGUUGGUCUUCCAUCAGUGGAAAGCAGGGAAAUGAUCUUGAGAACUCUUCUUUCAAAGGAGAAGGCUGAAGAUCUUGAUUUCAAGGAGCUUGCAACUAUGACAGAAGGGUACAGUGGAAGUGAUCUCAAGAAUUUGUGCGUGACUGCAGCUUAUCGGCCCGUUCGGGAGCUCCUGCAACAAGAGAGAUUGAAGGAUUUGGAAAAGAAGCAAAGAGAGCUGAAGGAGAAGGAGCAGGAGGAGGAGGAGAAAACGGAGACAGAGAUGGAGACCGAGACCAAGAACGAGAACGAGAACGAGAACGACAAGAAGAAGGAAAAUAACUCGGAAGAUAUGACCGUUACGAAAGAGGAAGAAAAAGAGGAACAAGUGAUCAUUCUGAGGCCUUUAAAUAUGGAUGAUAUGAGACAGGCAAAAAAUCAGGUUGCUGCAAGUUUUGCUUCUGAAGGAUCAGUGAUGAAUGAGUUGAAGCAAUGGAAUGAGUUGUAUGGAGAGGGAGGUUCAAGAAAAAAGCAACAGCUUACGUACUUCCUAUAGAAUGUAGAUGCAAGCUUCGUAUCCUAAACACGUAAGGUCGAGCGGGCAUGAACAACAUUCAAGGUAAAACAAGAUGCUUUCUGGAUGCAAAGUCCGUGACAUCCGGGGAUCUCAGGCAAGUUCAAUCAACAACAGUAUCGUUCUAAUGGUAUCUGUCAUUUGUUUUGAGUCAUAUGGUUAAGAAAUGGGUUAUUGGUUAUGGGUUAUGAAUGAAUUCUUAGGCCAAUGUUCAAACCGUUUACCUCGUAUCGUUUAAAGAUUUUGAUUAUAAUGUUUUCGAGUGCACGGUGUUGGGAAUGAUAUGUUUUGGACCAUGAGGAACAUACCAUAGGAUUUGUACAUCA
Cucurbita moschata (crookneck pumpkin) is the source of this 3252-nucleotide messenger RNA. RefSeq names its product lon protease-like. The coding region runs from base 302 to 2908 and encodes 868 amino acids. Gene Ontology annotation, cellular component: mitochondrial outer membrane. The transcript is spliced from 16 exons. The record is from RefSeq and is a predicted model, not a curated record. Gene Ontology annotation, molecular function: ATP hydrolysis activity; ATP binding. Lineage: Eukaryota; Viridiplantae; Streptophyta; Magnoliopsida; Cucurbitales; Cucurbitaceae.